AAUGAGUUCAAUUUAUCUUAGUUUUAAGCGUUAUUUUGUUGAAAAAAUGGUUUCUAAAGAAACACCUAUUCUGGUUCUUCAUGGACUAUUUGGAUCAAAAAGACAAUGGAAUACUUUCUGCAAAAGUAUGAAUAUGAGGACAGAUCGUAUUCUUUAUGCUAUUGUAAGUUGAACAAAAGAAGAUAAGCUAUUUAAGCAUUUUCAAGAACAUUUUAUUAUUAUUUUGAAAAUAUUAAAUAUUGAGGACUGAUCAUUGGUUAUAUGGAUAGGAUCUUCGUAAUCAUGGAGAAAGCCCCCAUUGUUUACCUCAUAAUUAUGAAGCUAUGGCAAAAGAUGUUGUGAAAUUAAUUGAAGAUCAAAGUCUUAAAUCAGUAAUUCUUCUUGGUCAUUCUAUGGGUGCUAAAACAUGUAUGGCGAUUGGACUGAUGUAUCCAACUCUAGUGGAAUCAAUGAUUCUUUUGGAUAAUGCACCGGUUCAUACAUCAGUUGAUCCAAAUCUUGUAAAAUAUAUAGAACAGAUGAAUAUGGUUCAACGAGCUUGUGUUAAAAAGAAAAAAGAAGCAGAUAGUAUGUUACAGGCAUCAAUUGAGGAUAUCAAUGUUAGACAUUUUUUACUUUCAAAUCUUGUUCGUCAUGGAGAUCAUUUGUUAUUUAGAAUUCCAUUAGAUAUACUUGGACAAUCGCUUCAGAAUAUUGCUGGAUUUCCAUUUGAAGGCACAUAUUCUGGUAGAACAUUAUUUAUACGUGGUAGUAGGAGUCGAUAUGUAUUAGAUUCGUAUUUACCAACAAUUCGCAAGUUUUUUCCUAAUUCUCAAGUGGUAACACUUGAUGCUGGUCAUUGGGUACAUGUUGACCAACAAAAAGAAACUUUACAGGCAGUCGAAGCAUUUCUCCGACAUAUACCAAUAGGAAAUAAUAAUUUUAAUAAUAAAUAAUUAAUUUUUUAAUAUUAAUUUGGCUACAUUUCCGAAUUAAAAAAU
Pneumocystis carinii B80 is the source of this 980-nucleotide messenger RNA. RefSeq lists its product as hypothetical. The record is from RefSeq and is a predicted model, not a curated record. Lineage: Eukaryota; Fungi; Ascomycota; Pneumocystomycetes; Pneumocystales; Pneumocystaceae. Gene Ontology annotation, cellular component: mitochondrion. The transcript has 5 exons. Bases 324 to 935 code for a protein of 203 amino acids.